Messenger RNA from Vespula vulgaris, 1709 nucleotides. RefSeq lists its product as uncharacterized. The transcript is spliced from 3 exons. NCBI's taxonomy places the organism in Eukaryota, Metazoa, Arthropoda, Insecta, Hymenoptera, Vespidae. The record is from RefSeq and is a predicted model, not a curated record. The coding region runs from base 176 to 1060 and encodes 294 amino acids.
CUGGGAAUAGCAUCCUAGGAGGAAACACAAAGAGGAAGGGGUAGUACCCCAAGGGAGUGGGAAACAACGGGCAUCGCGACGACCGUGGGAGUCGCGGCUCUACUUCCGAAGAAACAGCACCUUAAGGGAUACCUUGUAACAAUCAGUCAGAGAAAGAGGAAGGUGUGCCGCAGAUAUGUCGAGGCCAAUACUUAGCAGGCCGCGUACGCGCGUUUACGGAUGCAAUUACGACAAGGGCGAAUCCUAUUACAAGCCAAUGGUCGACCACUUGGACAGGAAGUACUGUGCUCGACCCUUAUUCUCCGAGCCAAGAACGUCGCUAGUCGAUGAAAUCGCGGCCCGUCGAGGCGACAUCGGCUCGCGAGACCUUUCCGGUCCUCGGAACGACUCCUUCGGGCGUGACCUUGACCUCGACCUCGACCCUCGUACCCGUGCCUCCCAAGUACUAGCACCCUUGACCAGCACCGAGUACAACCCUCUUCUACUCCCUGGUGACGAGGAGGAAACCGUCUACGAUAGCCGUGGACAACGGACUCAACGCAGGUUCGCUGAUGAUUUCGCGAAUGAGGUCGCCUCAACGACGCGUCGUUUCAAGGCUAAGGUGGCAGCGAUGGAACUCGAUCAGGAAAUGGACGCCGCACUCAAUAAGAAAAUCGAGGAAACUGACUCGACGUUCAGCAAGAAACGUUCAAAGCUUUUAGCUUCCAUCGGCGAUGAGAUCGAGAAACAACCUUCCACCUCUUUGACCAGGUGGUCCAAGUUGAUAAACGACAACGAGGAGGACUCGAUGCUCUCUGGUGCGGCUGCCACUCGAGCCAGGCAAACGAAAGCACGCCUCGACGAUCUCGAGACCGAGAUGGAAGAGUUGGCCGAGAGACAAGCCAAGAGAGAACGCAGAGCUGCUGCUUUGAGGGCGCUCGUCAACGAGAGCAUCGCUGCUUCUUCUCCUCCUUCUCCUCCUCUUAUCGACGAAUAUCAACGAUCCUCUGCCGCCCUCAGUAGCAGCAGUAAAAAGAUUUCCAUGCGUAAUGAACGCACCGAAAAACACGUCACCUUCUAGUUCUCUAUCUCAUGCUCUAUUCAUUGCGGUCACGAUGCUCUUCUUGCCUCACCUCUCCCGCUAAAACUUUCCCAUUUUACGAUACAAUAUUUUAGUCGAUUUUCUUUAUUGCACAUUGCUUAAAAUCGUCUUAAAUGAGACCAUAUUAAUUGAUACCUUUUAUUAUUUCACUUCUUUAAAUAAUUUACAGGAUACAGGUAGUAGUUUUCUUAUUUUCUUUUUCAUUCAUUUCAAUCGUUCGACUUAUCCGAAACGAAAGGACGGUUUAAUUGUAUUUCUAUUAAUUAAGUGACUAUGAGUAAAAGGAUUGUGCUCUAUAGCCAAUCACGAGUUAUCUAUAACAAAAAAACUAUGACUUUAUUACGUCACCGAAAGAUCAUUGUGACCACCAUCCUCAUAUUCUUCGUUCUAUUUAAGUAAUACUUCACGAAAUUUUAUUGUUUCUGCGGGAAUACACUUCUACGUAAAAAAAAAAAAGACUAUUAAAUCGACUAUAUAUGUAUGUACCUUAAAAUACAUUGCAGUACAUAGUAAGUGUUCUUGUAAGGAUUAAACGUUAAGAAAGAAAUUACUUCUAUGUCUGCACGCUACUGUAUAUAUCUUCUUUCUUUCUCGUUUACCAAUAAAUUUUGUUGUAAAACUUGAGAAA